This is a messenger RNA of Arabidopsis arenosa, 4174 nucleotides long. The record is from the annotation of a GenBank genome assembly. Lineage: Eukaryota; Viridiplantae; Streptophyta; Magnoliopsida; Brassicales; Brassicaceae.
AGAGUAAAUCUCCGAUUCAUUGGUUCAUUUUUUUACUCUGGAAAUGACUAUAAAAACACCGGGAACUCCGGUUUCGAAGAUGGACAGAACACCAGCUGUAACACCAGGUGGAAGCUCAAGAUCCAGGGAAGAGAAGAUUGUUGUUACUGUAAGGUUAAGGCCAUUGAACAAGAAAGAACUGUUAGCUAAAGACCAAGUUGCUUGGGAAUGUGUAGAUGACCACACCAUUGUGUCUAAACCACAAGUUCAAGAACGUUUGCAUCAUCAGUCCUCAUUUACAUUUGAUAAAGUUUUUGGACCAGAGAGUUUAACUGAGAAUGUGUAUGAAGAUGGUGUUAAGAAUGUUGCAUUGUCUGCUUUGAUGGGCAUAAAUGCAACAAUAUUUGCAUAUGGACAAACGAGCAGUGGAAAGACAUAUACCAUGAGAGGAGUAACCGAGAAAGCUGUCAAUGAUAUUUACAAUCACAUAAUUAAGACCCCUGAAAGAGAUUUUACUAUCAAGAUUUCUGGUCUGGAAAUAUAUAAUGAAAAUGUCAGAGAUCUGCUGAAUUCAGAUUCCGGACGUGCCCUUAAACUCCUUGAUGAUCCAGAGAAAGGUACUGUGGUUGAAAAACUGGUAGAAGAAACAGCUAAUAACGAUCAACAUUUGCGGCAUCUGAUUAGCAUUUGUGAAGCUCAAAGACAAGUUGGGGAAACUGCUUUGAAUGAUACCAGCUCCCGGUCACACCAAAUAAUCAGACUGACGAUACAAAGUACUCACCGAGAAAAUUCAGAUUGUGUGAGGUCAUACAUGGCUAGUCUGAACUUUGUGGACUUAGCAGGAAGCGAAAGAGCAUCACAAUCGCAGGCAGAUGGAACGAGACUCAGGGAAGGUUGCCAUAUCAAUCUAAGUCUAAUGACACUUACAACUGUCAUAAGGAAGUUAAGUGUGGGGAAAAGAAGCGGCCAUGUACCUUACAGAGACUCCAAGCUUACUCGGAUUUUACAGCAUUCACUAGGUGGGAAUGCUCGAACAGCCAUUAUAUGUACAUUGAGUCCAGCUUUGGCUCAUGUUGAACAAUCAAGAAAUACUCUAUACUUCGCCAACCGAGCCAAGGAAGUUACAAACAAUGCCCACGUGAACAUGGUUGUCUCUGAUAAGCAACUAGUGAAACAUCUUCAGAAAGAAGUGGCUAGAUUGGAGGCCGAGCGUCGAACCCCUAAUCCAUCAAGUGAAAAGGAUUUCAAGAUCCAGCAGAUGGAAAUGGAAAUCGAAGAGCUUAGGAGACAAAGAGAUGAUGCACAAAGUCAACUUGAGGAGUUGCGCCAAAAGCUUCAAGGGGAUCAGCCACAAAAUAAGGGCCUAAAUCCUUUUGAAUCUCCAGACCCACCGGUCAGAAAAUGUCUUUCCUAUUCUGUUGCCGUGACACCUAGCACGGAGAACAAAACGCUAAACCGGAAUGAGAGAGCAAGAAAGACCACGAUACGCCAAUCUAUGAUACGGCAAUCAUCAACUGCUCCUUUUACAUUGAUGCAUGAAAUCCGCAAACUUGAACACCUUCAAGAACAGUUAGGGGAGGAAGCAACGAAAGCUCUUGAAGUGUUACAGAAGGAAGUAGCUUGCCAUAGACUAGGGAAUCAAGAUGCAGCUCAGACGAUAGCUAAGCUUCAAGCAGAGAUAAGGGAAAUGCGUACUGUUAAACAAUCUGCAAUGCUUAAAGAGGUUGGAGAUGUCAUAGCUCCUAACAAAAGCGUAAGUGCCAAUCUCAAGGAAGAGAUAACAAGGCUCCAUUCGCAAGGAAGCACCAUUGCAAAUCUAGAGGAGCAACUUGAGAGCGUUCAGAAGUCAAUAGAUAAGUUGGUGAUGUCUCUUCCGAGCAAUAUCAAUGCCGGAGAGGAAACCCCAAAGACAAAGAAUCAUCAUCAUCAAUCAAAAAAGAAGAAGCUUCUUCCUCUGACACCAAGCAGCGUUUCCAACCGCCAGAACUUCUUGAAAUCUCCAUGCUCUCCUCUUUCAGCUUCUAGGCAAGUCUUGGAUUGUGAUGCUGAGAACAAAGCUCCUCAAGAGAACAACAUUUCUGCUGCUAGAGGGGCAACGACACCACAAGGGUCUGAGAAAGAGACUCCACAGAAAGGAGAAGAAAGCGGAGAUGUCUCGUCAAGAGAAAGCACUCCAGGCUACAGGAGAUCAAGCUCAGUGAACAUGAAGAAAAUGCAGCAAAUGUUCCAAAACGCAGCAGAGGAGAACGUGAGAAGCAUAAGAGCAUACGUAACUGAACUCAAAGAACGUGUAGCUAAACUACAGUACCAGAAACAACUUCUCGUUUGUCAGGUGCUUGAGUUGGAAGCAAAUGAUGGAGCUGGAUAUAGUGUAGAGAACGAGGAGAACACGAUAAUGGAAGAUGAAGAGCAGAGUCAAGUGGCGUGGCAUAUAACUUUCAUAGAGGAAAGACAACAGAUCAUAGAGCUGUGGCAUGUCUGCCAUGUCUCCAUAAUCCACAGGACACAAUUCUAUCUACUGUUCAAAGGUGAUCAAGCCGAUCAAAUCUACAUGGAAGUCGAGCUAAGACGGUUAACUUGGUUAGAACAACAUCUAGCAGAAGUAGGUAACGCAACUCCAGCUCGAAACUGCGACGAAUCCGUGGUUUCUCUAUCAUCAAGUAUAAAAGCAUUGAGAAGGGAGCGCGAGUUUUUGGCGAAAAGGGUUAACUCAAGAUUGACGCCUGAAGAGAGAGAGGAGCUGUAUAUGAAAUGGGAUGUGCCACUGGAAGGGAAACAGAGGAAACUCCAGUUCGUGAACAAGCUAUGGACUGAUCCUUACGAUUCAAGGCACGUGCAAGAGAGUGCAGAGAUAGUUGCGAAGCUAGUUGGAUUCUGUGAAAGUGGUAACAUCUCUAAAGAGAUGUUUGAGCUCAAUUUCGCUGUGCCCUCAGAUAAAAGGCAGUGGAACAUUGGUUGGGACAACAUCUCUAAUCUUCUUCACCUUGUCGCAGCUACUCGACGAUCAUCAAUGUCGGUGGCUGCGGUGCCAAUGAUUUUAAAAUCUUCACUGAAGAAGAAGAGGAAGAGGAACAUCGGCUGCGGCGUUUCCCCUUCUUCGCCGACGACGACGGUGGUUGAUAAUGAAGUGGCGGUUAGACGGAAUUUGGCAAUGAGGCGGGUUUUGGAGGAUAACGGUGGCGAUGGAAGCUCCGUCAGAGAUUUCUCGCUAUUCACGACCAAGAGAGGUGACACGUUGUUCACUCAGUCAUGGACACCUGUUGACUCCGCUAAGAACAGGGGACUUGUUGUUCUGCUACAUGGUCUGAACGAACACAGUGGCAGGUAUAGUGAUUUUGCAAAGCAGCUAAAUGUUAAUGGAUUCAAGGUCUAUGGAAUAGAUUGGAUCGGUCAUGGUGGAAGCGAUGGACUUCAUGCUUACGUUGCUUCUCUUGAUUAUGCUGUCGCUGAUUUGAAAUCGUUUCUUGAGAAGGUAAUUGCGGAAAACCCGGGAUUGCCCUGUUUCUGCAUUGGCCACUCAACAGGAGGAGCCAUCAUCCUCAAGGCCAUGUUAGAUGCAAAGAUUGAAGCUCGGGUUUCAGGGAUUGUGCUAACUUCACCCGCAGUUGGAGUCCAACCAACUUAUCCUAUCUUCGGCGUAAUUGCACCAGUCCUCUCGUUCCUCAUACCGAGAUAUCAGUUAAGUGCUGCAAAAAAGAAAAUAAUGCCGGUUUCUCGUGACCCGGAAGCUCUAUUGGCUAAAUACUCUGACCCGCUAGUCUACACUGGAUUUAUCCGAGCAAGAACCGGUAACGAGAUCCUUAGACUUGGUGCUCAUUUACUGCAGAAUCUGAACAGAAUCAAGGUUCCGUUUCUUGUGAUGCACGGCACAGCUGAUACAGUUACUGAUCCUAAAGGUACCCAAAAGCUAUACAACGAGGCUUCCUCGUCUGAUAAGUCGAUCAAGCUGUACGAUGGGUUGUUACACGAUCUGCUCUUUGAACCAGAACGGGAAACUAUCGCUGGAGUCAUAUUGGAUUGGCUAAACCGGCGGGUUUAAAACCAAAUGUAGCAUUACUCCUUAGGUAAUAUAGAGGGAAAUGCGAGGAAAAAAAAACAUAAUGAAGAGUUCCUCUGUUUCUGAGGAUUUGUUCUCGACACUAUUUUGAGGCAUCACGCACAUUUUUAUUGCAAUGAAUAUACGAUGUUGUAACUA